AUGGGCAUGUUGUGUCAUCGACGUGAACAAUCUCACAGAUGGGAGAGACGUUUAUAUCCUGUCAUACAUCAAAAGAUUGAGGAACUUGUUGAAGAGUCUCGCAACCUACUGGUCGGCCGUUCUGACGGUGACCAUUUUGAAGUGGUUGACCAGAAGAACUACUGUAUCAGUUUAAACUCUCGGACAUGCUCAUGUCGUAGGUGGCAGGUAUAUGGCAUUACAUGCAAACAUACAUGUGCGGCAAUACUGCAGAUAGACACAAAUAUUCAUCGAUAUGUUGAUGACUACUUCACAGUGGACUCUUACCGACAAGCAUAUGCAGAAGCCAUAUUCCUAGUACCAGAUAAUGACAAACCAGAUGAUUUAAACCGUGAACUACUUGUGCACUCUCCAAUCACCAAGAAGCUAGUUGGUCGUCCAAGAUGGAAGCGUCUAGAGUCACAAGCAUCAAUCGUUAGCGAAUUACGAUGUAGCCGUUGCCAUGAUGCUGGUCAUAACCGUAGAUCCUGUAAUGCAUCGAUAGCUGAUUGA
Messenger RNA from Dioscorea cayenensis subsp. rotundata (Guinea yam), 531 nucleotides. RefSeq lists its product as uncharacterized. The transcript has a single exon. NCBI's taxonomy places the organism in Eukaryota, Viridiplantae, Streptophyta, Magnoliopsida, Dioscoreales, Dioscoreaceae. Bases 1 to 531 code for a protein of 176 amino acids. The record is from RefSeq and is a predicted model, not a curated record. Gene Ontology annotation, molecular function: zinc ion binding.